AUGGCUUCUUCAAUCUCCAACUUCUCUUUGAUUCAUCAAUCAAGGCUUUCUUCUUCUUUCCACAAAUUCCAUAGCAGAAAUGCAGCUGCACCAAUUCUGUACAGAAAUGGACUUCCUUUUAAUCCAAAAGCAAAGCUGGAUGUCUCAAAACUGUCAGAAAAGAUGGUUUCAAAACCUGUUGAGUUUUCUGGCAAGAACUUGAGAACUCCUGGUUUCACUGAAAUCUUGAAGAGCAGGCCCCAUUCCUCGCAAAUUUUCACCCCAAAAGCCACAGCUGCUGAUGCAGAGAGUUCCCAUGUCAAGAGCUUUUCAGAGAGAUUCCCAGCUCUCGUCACUGGUUUCUUUUUCUUCACAUGGUAUUUCCUGAAUGUCAUAUUCAAUAUACUAAACAAGAAGGUCUACAAUUACUUCCCCUAUCCAUAUUUUGUCUCUGUUGUUCAUCUUAUGGUUGGAGUAGCAUAUUGUCUCGUUAGCUGGGCUGUUGGUCUGCCAAAGCGUGCUCCAGUUGACAGGGAGCUCUUAGGCCUUCUCACUCCGGUAGCAUUUUGUCAUGCUCUUGGACACGUUAUGUCCAACGUAUCGUUUGCAGCUGUUGCUGUAUCAUUCACACAUACCAUCAAAGCCCUGGAACCAUUUUUCAGUGCUGCAGCUUCACAAUUUGUUUUAGGACACCAGAUUCCAUUGUCUCUGUGGCUCUCACUAGCCCCUGUUGUGAUUGGAGUAUCAAUGGCGUCAAUGACAGAACUUUCUUUCAACUGGACUGGCUUCAUUAGCGCAAUGAUUUCGAAUAUUGCAUUCACCUAUAGAAGUAUUUACUCAAAGAAAGCAAUGACAGGAAUGGACAGCACAAACGUCUAUGCUUACAUUUCGAUAAUUGCACUCCUGUUUUGCCUUCCACCUGCAAUACUUAUUGAAGGUCCCCAACUAAUGCAGCAUGGAUUCCAAGAUGCAAUUGCUAAAGUUGGCGUCUAUAAGUUCUUGUCUGACCUAUUUUGGAUAGGGAUGUUCUACCACUUGUACAAUCAGGUAGCUACAAACACAUUGGAAAGGGUAGCACCACUUACACAUGCCGUUGGAAAUGUGUUGAAACGAGUCUUUGUAAUUGGAUUUUCCAUUGUGGUGUUUGGUAAUAAGAUCUCCACACAGACUGGGAUAGGCACCGGAGUAGCCAUAGCAGGCGUUGCAAUCUAUUCGCUUAUUAAGGCAAACAUGGAAGAGCAACGACGUAAAGCUGCUCAAACUCAUGCAAUGUGAUGCUCUUCAACAAGUCCAACCAGAAGAAAAAAUGAUUGCAAUAAGAUGAAUAUUCUGUGUCUUGUUUAAAGAGAACAGAAAAGGCAUAGGAGACAUGAUGCAUUCACAGUUUCUCCUGCAAAUUUGGAUCAUUCGCUGGUAACUUACUCAACCAUUCAUUCAAAAUUUGUGAGCAUUAUCUCACCAUUUCUCAUUAAACAGCGGCGGAGAUUUCUAUCAUUUAGAAACGAAAGGCACUCAAAGUGAUUACAUAGCUUGCGGAAAGUUCAUCAACUUUCGAUUUCCAACAAAAUACCUAAUAAUAAUUUGGAAAGUAAA
This is a messenger RNA of Andrographis paniculata, 1572 nucleotides long. Its product is annotated as triose phosphate/phosphate translocator, chloroplastic-like. The record is from RefSeq and is a predicted model, not a curated record. NCBI's taxonomy places the organism in Eukaryota, Viridiplantae, Streptophyta, Magnoliopsida, Lamiales, Acanthaceae. Gene Ontology annotation, cellular component: membrane; Golgi apparatus. The coding region runs from base 1 to 1254 and encodes 417 amino acids. Gene Ontology annotation, biological process: transmembrane transport. Gene Ontology annotation, molecular function: antiporter activity. The transcript is spliced from 11 exons.